AUGCAAGCUAUACGCCAGUAUAGAGCAUUGGGGAGGAAAGUCGCCGAAGAGAUCGCGGCUGGACAGAUUCACAGCCUGUCGGAUGAGAAGCCAAGUGUUCUUGACACCGGAGAGUCGGACGACUAUCAACAUACUACGACCAGUCUCAAGCCCAAACACAUCCAGCGAAGCGAUGCACCGAUUGUCGUUGGCUGGCAAAGCGACAGCGACCCAUUCAACCCUCGCAACUGGUCGAUGGGCAGGCGCGUAGGCACGUUCGCAAUCAUCUGGCUCAACACAUUCUCCUGCGACUGGGCUUCGUCCGCCGAUUCUCAGAAUGACAAAGACAUCGCAGCGGCUUUCCACGUCAGUCAGGAAGCAGAAGGGUUGUCUCCCAGUCUUUACACCUUUGGCAUCGCCUUCGGGGCCCUCUUCGCCGCACCCAUCUCCGAGACCAUCGGCCGCAGUCCACUAUACGUCGGAGCACGAUUCUUGCACUUCAUUUGGCUGAUCGGUGUAGCACUCGCACCGAACUUUGGAGCUCAAUGCGCCUUUCGAUUCCUGGCUGGUGUUGCUGCAAGCCAGCUGAUCGCUGUGCAAGGUGCAUCGAUCGCAGACUUGUUCGGACCGGUCCAUCGAACGCUGAUUUGGCCGACGGCCGCUAUGGCUUCAUUCGCUGGCACCGCGUUGUCGCCUGUGGUGGGCGCCUGGAUUGCUCAAAGCGGAGCAGACUGGCGACUAGCAGAAUGGGUGGCAGUGAUAGUAUCGGGCAUCUCGUUCAUCACCACCAGUUUAUUCCUGCCGGAGACGUUCGAACCGAUCAUACUAAGCUGGAGAGCUCGACAUUUGCGAAAGCUGACCGGCUGCGAAAGAUUCCAGGCCGAAAUCGAAAUCGAUUCCAGUAUCGGCGGCCGCCUCAAGAAGGCCAUUCUUCGUGCAGUCCACAUGUUGACUCGCGAGCCGAUCGUGAUCUUACUGGGUAGCUGGCUGGUUCUGAGCUACCUUGUGAUAUACUGUUUUCUGCAGGGCUUCGCAUUCAUCUUCGGCAAGACCUACGGCUUCUCACGGGGUCUAAUUGGCACCUCUUUCAUAGCAAUCGUCGUCGGAGCAUUGCUGUGGUACGCAACAAUGCCGUACUACUACCAGUUGUACAAGAGCAAGGUUAGAAAGAUCCACGAGGGCAUAUCUGGAUCACAGGACAAUUCGACCAUAAUGGCCGCCAACUCGCCUGGCGUGGACCUCCCUGACCCGGAGUACCGACUCUGGCUCGCACUGUUGGCCGCUCCAGCAUUUCCUAUCAGUCUAUUCUGGCUAGGCUGGACCAACUACGCUUCGAUCUCGCCAUGGUCCAAUCUCGGCGCUGUGGUCAUGCUUGGAUUCUCAUGGGCAGGCGUCUAUGUGACAGUCUAUCAGUACAUUCUCGACACGUACGGAACAUACGCUGGCUCAGCUUUGGCAAUCAUAACGAACUGGAGAUACUUGGUUUCAGGCGCCAUCAAUCUUGUCGCCAGACCCAUGUACUCUAAGUUGGGCGUAAACUGGACAAUGACAAUGGUCGGCUCAUUGGCCGCGAUCCAGAUGUUCCUGCCAGUGGUCUUUUACUUCUACGGGUCGAGAAUAAGGAAGAGGAGUUCCUUCGCCGGCCAGUAUGUUCCGGCUGUGAAGCCGUUGGAUCAGCAGGGCAAGGCUUUAAGCUGGCGAUGA
Molecule: messenger RNA, 1683 nt
Organism: Zymoseptoria tritici IPO323
Lineage: Eukaryota; Fungi; Ascomycota; Dothideomycetes; Mycosphaerellales; Mycosphaerellaceae
Exons: 2
Coding region: 1-1683 (560 amino acids)
Biological process (GO): transmembrane transport
Molecular function (GO): transmembrane transporter activity
Source: RefSeq, a predicted model, not a curated record